Messenger RNA from Selaginella moellendorffii, 3675 nucleotides. RefSeq names its product canalicular multispecific organic anion transporter 1. Gene Ontology annotation, cellular component: membrane. Lineage: Eukaryota; Viridiplantae; Streptophyta; Lycopodiopsida; Selaginellales; Selaginellaceae. Gene Ontology annotation, biological process: transmembrane transport. Gene Ontology annotation, molecular function: ATP binding; ATP hydrolysis activity; ABC-type transporter activity. The record is from RefSeq and is a predicted model, not a curated record. The transcript has 20 exons. The coding region runs from base 5 to 3649 and encodes 1214 amino acids.
CCAAAUGGAGAGCCCAGAGCUAAAGGCGUCGUUUCUAAGCCGCUUGACAUGGCACUGGAUGGGAGCCAUGAUCUCCACAGGGAACAAGCGUCCCUUGGCGAUGAGCGAUUUGUAUGAGCUUAAUCAAGAGGAUAAGGCAGAAUCUUGCGAGCAAAGAUGGAACGAAUGCUACGAGAAAGAGGGGAGCAAAAGAGUGUUGCGAGUGAUCUUGAGGUUCCUGGGAGUGAAGUUCUUCCUCUUGUUUAUCUUGCGCCCUUUGUGGCUGGCAGCGCUCAUCUUGCAGGUUUAUGUUAUUAAGGAGCUCAUUCAUCGCUCCAGACUCAAGAGCUCCAGAACAUGGAGUGAUUUCCUCCUUGUUGCUGGACUGUUCUUCCUGGCACAAUCCCAGAGCUUAUGCAACAUCUGGAUGUUCUUCUAUGGCUGGAGAUAUGGCGUUCGCUUGCGUGCUGCUUUUUCCAUGGCUGCUUUCAACAAGAUGUUGAGCACAAGAACUCCUGAAUUUAGUGGAUCCUUGGAUAGCUUGCUGUUUAAUCUUGUCAACAGUGAUACCCAAAAGCUGAUUGAUUGCUUGUGUAUACUUCCUUAUGUGGUUUGCUUUCCAUUCCAUUUGCUUGUUGUGAGUUUUUUCUUAUGUCGAGAAGCAGGCAUUGCCACACUUGCUGGAGUAGCUUGGACGGUCGUGGUGGGGAUAUUAAUGUUCUAUGUGGCUAAGUAUAUGGGGCACUUGGCAAGAAGAAAGCAUUCUCACACUGAUGCUCGGGUGGGAAUCCUUUGUGAAACUUUGGCUGGCAUUAGAAUUAUCAAGUUCAAUGGUUGGAUUCCUUUGUUUAUGAAAAAAAUCAAUAAUGCUCGUGCUAGUGAAAUGAAGUGGAUUUCCAAGUUGGCUAUGAUCAGUACAAUCAUGUAUAUUUUGAAGGAUUCAAUUGUUCCAUUUGCAUGCUUAUUUGCUUUUGGUGCUUAUAUCUAUCAUCAUAAAAUGCUUGACGUGACAAUAGCUUUUGUUGUCCUAUCUUUCUUCAGUAUUCUUGCAAGGGAUAGCGUAUGUUUCAUUUAUGGUUUGCCACAAAUUUCUAAUGCACUAGUAGCUGUGGAGAGACUACAGAAGGUGUUGGACUUGCCAAAUAGUUUGCAAACAUCCAAGUCAAAGAAAACCUCAAACAUUUUUGCUAUUGAGCUUUUGGACUGUAAUUUUGCUAGAAACAUUUCCAAAGGUAUUAAUCCCAAGCCCAUACACAUGCAAAUACAGAAGGGUAUUCUUGCUGGCUUGAUUGGUAAGGUGGGAAGUGGUAAGAGUUCCUUGCUAUAUGGAAUUUUAGAAGAACUAAAGCUAACUCAAGGUUCAUUAUUUGUGGAAGGAAAUAUAGCUUAUUCCCCACAACAGCCUUGGAUAUUAAAUGAUACAAUGCGAAAUAAUAUUGUCUUUGGCAGCAUAUUUGAUAAUAAACGCUAUGAUAAUGUAGUGGCUGCUUGUGCGCUUAAUCAUGAUAUUUCAAUGCUACCUAAUGGGAGUGACACUGAAAUUGGGGAAAGAGGGGUAAAUUUAAGUGGCGGACAAAAGGCUAGAGUAUCUCUUGCUCGUGCAUGCUAUAGUACUGCUCCUAUUAUUCUUUUGGAUGAUCCUUUAUCUGCUGUUGAUGCUUCAACAGCUAAAUACAUAGUUGAUUAUGUACUAAAUGGCAUUUUAAAGGGAAGAACAGUAAUUAUGGCAACACAUUCUAUUAUAAGCUUACAAGCUUGUGAUGAAAUUUAUUUAUUAGAUACCAACAAUGGUAUUAAGCGCAUCUUAUCAAGUUCUAAAGAUAUAAAAAAUGAGAUGGAGUUGGUAUCGGCUAAAACAGAAUCAAAUGCUAGUCAAUAUAGUAAGUUGGACAAUUCAAAAGGAGACGUAGUGAAACAAGAGACGAUGGAGAGUGGAAAUAUUAAGCUCUCUCAUUAUUUAGAAUAUCUACACAUAGCUGGUUGGUCAACUUUUUUAAUAAUUCCCAUCUUUAUUUUGGGGCAAGGAGCACUUUUGAUGGUAGAAUAUUGGAUUCGAGUUUGGACAGAUAACAAGUAUAAUUUAGAAAAAGACACUUAUUUAAUACUCUUUACAUGCCUUGGUAUAUUUGCUAUCAUAAUUUCUAUUUUGAAGUGUAUUGUUUUCAACCAAGCAUAUUUAACUUCUUCAAAUAAUAUGCAUAAGUUAAUGGUUGAAAAAGUGUUCCGUUCACCUCUUCUAUUUUUUGACCAAAAUCCAAUUGGAAGACUUCUAAAUCGCUGUAGUAAGGAUCAAGCUAUAGCAGAUGAAACUUUACCAUCACAAAUCAAGCGAGCACUCGAAGGCAUUUAUGCUUCUAUUGGUGGACUAGUACUAAUUGGAAUUCUAAUACCAUGGUUUUUGCUUACAAUUCCACUUGCGUUGGCUAUACUUAUUUAUGUCAGACAACAAUAUAUUUCUACAGGCAGUGCACUUAAAAGGUUGGAUGCUAUUUCUCAGUCACCAAUAUUUACACAUUUUACAGAAACACUACAGGGAGCGGUUUCUAUCAGAGCAUAUAAUAAUCAAAAACGGUUUCAUGACCGGCUUGUUAAAUUGGUGGACAACAAUCAUAAAGCUUAUAUUUUAUAUGUUCAUGCAUCAAGAUGGCUCUCCACAAGAUUGGACUUUAUAACUUCAAUAUCUAUCACAGUUGCAGCAUUUCUUAUUGUGUUUUUAAGGAAUUAUAUUUCUUCUGGGCUCACAGGUGUUAUACUUGUACAAACCUUAAAGCUUACUGAUGUCCUCCAGAUUGCAAUCAAAUGGACAGUUGAAGCAGAAAGCUUGUUUGUAAGUGUGGAGAGAAUUCUAGAAUAUUGUCAUUUAUCUACAGAGGCCACAAAUAAAUCUGAGCCAAGGAUUCUUUCAAGCAAUUGGCCUGCUGCGGGGUCUAUUGAAUUUAUCAACUAUACAUUAGCAUACAGGGAAGAUCUUCCAGCAGUUUUGAAUAACAUAUCAUUUAAGAUCUUCCCAUUAGAAAAAAUAGGAAUUGUGGGAAGAACUGGUGCCGGAAAGUCAAGCUUGGCUGCAGCUAUGUUCAGAAUGGUUGAGAACAUGGCUUGUAGUGGAACAAUACUUGUGGAUGAUAUUGACAUCAAGACCAUUGGACUGGAUGAUUUGAGACAAAGAUUGUCAAUAAUCCCACAGGAUCCUGUUCUUUUUUCUGGCACAUUAAGAUUUAACAUGGAUCCAUUUGGAAAGAACGAUGAUAGAGAAAUUCAUGAAGCACUGACAAGAGCGCAUUUCUCCAGCACACAGUCGUAUAAGAACUUUGACAACGGCUUAGAUGGUCAGAUUACAAGUUCUGGAACAAACUUUAGCGUUGGAGAAAGGCAGCUUCUUUGCCUUGCAAGAAGUUUGCUAAGAAAGUCCAAAAUCCUUAUUAUGGACGAAGCAACUGCAGCAGUAGACAAUGACACAGACCAAAUCAUUCAAGCAACUAUUCGAGCCUCUUUCCAGGAUUGCACCGUUCUAACAGUUGCCCAUCGCAUCCAAACAAUUAUUGACAAUGAUCGUGUCUUAGUGAUGGAAGCUGGACGCAUUGCAGAGUUUGAUACCCCCAAGAACCUCCUCAAAUUAACAGAUGGACUUUUCUUCAACAUGGUCGCUCAUAAUAAAGCAAGGUUAAUAUGAGAUCUAUUUCUUUUAAAAUGUCUUAU